AUGUCGACUGCCGAAACACCAAUGUCCAUCAGCGCACUGCUGAACCCGGCACCAAAGACACAGCCGGAUGUUCUGCCAGCAAACAUUUAUACGGCCGUAAUUUAUACUCCGCCUUACUUGGACAAAGGCUCUAUGGACUGUCAUUACAACAACAUUGACAGUGCUCCAAGCAAAUCAAUUGCUAGAAGAGGUCGCCGACGGCCGCACCGCCCUGAAUACUCGGAGGAAGAGAUGUACUUUAUCUGGUACCAUCGCGUUGAUCUUGGUAUGACGUGGAACGAAUGCGUCUGUGUGUUUAAUGGGCAGUUUCCCUCCUCCAAAGGUCGUCCAGUGCAGGGACUACAAGGCGUGUUCUACCGCUUUAUUAAAUCCAAGGGAUGCCCCACGGUGCGGCAGCAGCACAACAAUGUUGUCCGACGCGAUCGGGAUGGACUGCCGUUGCCCCAUAUUGGCGUUAUUGAAUGGUGUGGGAUCUCGUACCCGUGGAUGAGACUUGAGCAUCGAUACAACUGUAUCACUGAUUGGCGUCUCACAGGAUUCGAACUAGUCUAA
Molecule: messenger RNA, 552 nt
Organism: Talaromyces rugulosus
Lineage: Eukaryota; Fungi; Ascomycota; Eurotiomycetes; Eurotiales; Trichocomaceae
Exons: 2
Coding region: 1-552 (183 amino acids)
Source: RefSeq, a predicted model, not a curated record